AUGUUGAAUGCCGUCACCGCCAAACUUAUGGAAAUGAAAAAGGCCACAAUUAUUGCUUCUGAGAAGAAGAAUCACGAGGAAGAAAAAGACAAACAAUUCGAAGAGAUAGAGAGCUUAAAGGCUCAGUUAUCAGCCGCUCGAAAAGAAAAUGAAAAGUUGAAGGGCGGCAUGUUUGCGGGCGGCCCCGGCCUCCUCCUACGCCGCACGAGCACCAGCGUCGGGCCACGCCCGAGCUCCUCCGCCUGCGCGUGCCCCCAUGGCCUCGACCGCCGGCUGCCGCCCGGCUCAUCCGCCUCCUGCCCCGCGCCCGGCUUCCGCGGCCUCCGCGCGGCCAACCCCGAGCUCGGCCCCUCUGCAUCGGCCCGCACCUCCACAAACAUGUGCCCCGGCCACCGCCUGCCAGCCACCGCCACCCCAACCGGCUCCGGGUCCCCGCUCCGAGUCGCCUCCGCCUGCGGCCGGGCACCCCGCUUCGGCCGUCUCUGGGUCUCACGCCGGCCUCUCCACCUCCUGCGCCGGCUCCGGUGGCCGCCCCAUCCCUCAACCCGACCGCCGGCUCCCCAGGCCGGCCCGACCAACCGCCCGCUCCCCUCUCGAUCCGGCCCGCCGGCUCUGCCUGCGCUGGCUUCUGCCGCGUCCGCACCCAGGCCGACACCGCGCGCGCCGGCCGCCUGCCGGCUCCUGCCACCCAGCCGACUCCACCGCCUGCCGGCCACCGCCACCCCGGCCGACUGCGGCCCCGCUCCCGCGCCGGCUGCGCCGGGCCCGGCCGGCUCCGGCCUCCCCCUCCGCCUGGUCGCGCUCGCGUCCGCCUACCACGCCUGCAGGCCCCGUUCGGCUCCGCCCGCAUGA
Aegilops tauschii subsp. strangulata is the source of this 852-nucleotide messenger RNA. The record is from RefSeq and is a predicted model, not a curated record. Lineage: Eukaryota; Viridiplantae; Streptophyta; Magnoliopsida; Poales; Poaceae.